Molecule: messenger RNA, 1975 nt
Organism: Pseudophryne corroboree (corroboree frog)
Lineage: Eukaryota; Metazoa; Chordata; Amphibia; Anura; Myobatrachidae
Gene: CLPP
Product: caseinolytic mitochondrial matrix peptidase proteolytic subunit
Exons: 7
Coding region: 87-830 (247 amino acids)
Biological process (GO): protein quality control for misfolded or incompletely synthesized proteins
Cellular component (GO): endopeptidase Clp complex
Molecular function (GO): ATP-dependent peptidase activity; ATPase binding; serine-type endopeptidase activity
Source: RefSeq, a predicted model, not a curated record
CAAUUGGAGACCAUUACUGUUUACAUAUUUGUAGUUGUCAUGUCGGCUUCUGCAGUUUAUGAAACAGUCACUGACACCAGGACGGCAUGGAGCUGCUACUUAGGGCGACGAGACCGGCGCUGAAAAGCAUGUGUGCACUUUCACAUGUAAGAAACGUACAUCGGAGUCCUCUGCGGCUGUUCCCUCUUGUCCCCAUCGUGGUGGAGCAGACGGGCCGCGGUGAGAGAGCAUACGACAUUUACUCCAGAUUGCUUCGGGAGCGCAUCAUCUGCGUCAUGGGGCCGAUUGACGAUUCCCUCUCCAGCCUGGUGGUCGCUCAGCUCCUCUACCUGCAGUCGGAGAGUAACAAGAAGCCUAUUCACAUGUACAUCAAUAGCCCAGGGGGCUCGGUGACAGCCGGCUUGGCGAUAUAUGACACCAUGCAGUAUAUACUGAAUCCUAUUUGUACGUGGUGUGUGGGACAGGCCGCUAGUAUGGGGUCUCUUCUCCUAGCAGCCGGUUCCAGCGGAAUGAGACACUCGCUGCCGAACUCCCGGAUCAUGAUCCACCAGCCCUCUGGAGGGGUCAGGGGUCAGGCCACAGACAUCGCAAUACAGGCUGAGGAAAUCCUGAAGCUUAAGAGGCAAAUUAAUGAAAUUUACGCUAAACACACGUCACAGCCGCUGUCGCUAAUCGAGUCCGUGAUGGAGAGAGAUCGCUACAUGAGCCCCACUGAAGCCCAGGAGUUUGGCAUCCUGGACAAGGUGCUGGUGCACCCACCUAAAGAUGGAGAAGAUGAACUGGAACUGGUUAAAAAAUCAGAGGAGCAGCCACCACCCACUGAGCCUUAGUGAGAAGAGAGGGGAAAAGCAGAGUUGCCUGAUUUCCCUCUAAAAACAUUAGUAUGUGCUGCCUAAUCCUGAAGUUUCCAGUCUCCUCGGUAGAAUAUCACAUUAAGCAGCUUCCAGCUACCAGAGAAGAUGUCGACUGGGAUAUCUCUCCUCUUACCACCGCCAUCAACCGUGGGAAAGGGGCGCGCCAUCAUCUCCGACCUCGUCUCCCUCCUGCUCUUCUUCCAGUCUCGUUGAAGAGAGGAAAAUAAAUUUAUUUUCACAUAGAUCUGUCUGUUGAGACCUGUAUGGUAACGGUAAGCUGCUGGCAAGGAGAGGGAUAAGGGUUUGUUAGAAAAUGUGCUGGAGUCAUUUCCUUGUAUCUGCUUAAAUGGGAAAUCCAGAUACAAUAAUUGUUUUCUCCCGUAUGGCAAUUAUUUUCUUCGUCCUCCGAGAUUUGGUGUUAUUCCGGGGUGUCCCCUUCUUCCGGUCAUCUCACGUAGGUUGUGGGUGGUGCACAGGAACCAGCAUAAUAGACAGCUCACUAUUAGCGUCCGUCUGACGUUCUGCCAACCCAAGGCCACCUGGAUAAAGAGUUUCAUAGACGAGUAGUAAUUGUGCUUAUAUAAGGUCGCACCUGUGCACACACCAGACCGUUCCCUAUAGACGACACAGACAUACACACCACUCUGAGAUGUUUCUUCUGUACUAUAUGGAAUUGUUAAAACCUAUCGGUCUAGAAGAGGGGGAAUGGAUUUGGUGUAUAGAAAAUCAGUGUGGGGCCUAUUGGUCACCAUUUCCUAGAUAAAUUGUUCUCGGUCUCCUCAGUGUUGUCCUUCCCCACCAGAUUUCUGCUAAUCCCCGAUGCCUGAAAUACCCAUGAGAUAUUGGGACCUGGUGAUCCCUGCCUAACAAGGUUCGUUGCGGCGGUCACAGCUGUGGUGGGGGGGGGGUUUUGUCUGUGUGACCAGGUCUACAACUCUCUGCUGUCAUAAAACCGCCCAUCCCCCACCACGGUCACAACACCCACUCCGUGCAUAGUGAUAUAAUAGAACAAAUUUACAUUUAUUUUGAGUACAUUUUCACAAAUUGUUUCUAAUUGGAUUUACUGAUUACUUUUUUUUUCUUUCUAUGCUGUCUUGUGGUAAUAAAGCGAUUAUAUUACA